AUCGAUCCUCGUCCUACCUUAUACAGCCUACCUUAUUCAAGCGUGACGUAUCGUCGCUAAAAUAUCUAGACGCAACCUCGAGAGCUACAAUACAUGGAUUGUGUUAGAUAACGCCGGAUGACGAUGAUGUGAGUGUGUGCAAAAUAUUGACAGCGGUUCAGUAGCAGUUCAGUAGCCUUUCGCGACGGUCACCGGCUCGUAGCACGAUAUCGACGAUGUCGGGGAUAUUCACGUUGCGUCAGUUAAACGUCGGGAUCUUGUCCAUGUGCAUAAUCGCUCUCGGAUUGUCAUUCUACGCGUUGCUCGUGGAGUUCAAGAAGGAACAUGAUGACUCGUACGAGGCGAUGUGUGACAUCUCCGAGCACAUGAGCUGCACCAAAGCGUUCAUAUCCGAGUAUGGCAAGGGAUUCGGAUUGCUGCCAAAAGAUUCCCUGUUUAAUUUUCCAAAUUCUAUAUAUGGUUUAGCAUGUUAUAUGCUAUUUGCAAUUUUAACUAUGUAUAACAAUUUCGUCUGUUCGGUCGCCCUUAUCGUUCUGGGAAUAUUCUUUAAUAUCUGUUCGAUAUAUUUGGCCUACAUAUUAUAUCUGCUUAAUAAUUUCUGCGUUAUAUGCGUUACCAUGUAUGUUAUAAACCUUGUGAUCACGAUCUUCGCCGUUAAGAAAUUGCAAAAAUUAACCGCGGAAGACGCGCAUAAAAAGAAAUCAUCUUAAAAAAUUUAUAAUUAUAUAUUUCACUAUUGUUAAAAAAAAAUUGUAAUAUUUUUUAUGAGCACUCAGAAAGGUAUUAUAAUUAUUUAUUAUCAUUGUAAUUAUAAUACAUUAUAAUAAUAUGUUCUAUCUGCGCUAUGUAGCGCAAAUAGAAUUACUAGUAGAGUCUUAUUAAAUUUUCUUCUGUUAUUUUAUUAUUCCGUUUUUAUUGUCCUGCAGAGCCAAAAUUAAGAAGACUCUACUGUAUAAAUUUUCUCAGGUAGAUCAAUGUAAACUUUCUAUAUUUCUAUAUGAUAACAAAAGAGAUUGAGGUAUUUUUUUCACUCAUUAUGCACUACAAACAACUCAAUGAAUUUUUGUAUACUUAAUAUACGUAAUGUUUUAAAUAAAAAAUAUAAUAUACAAA
Messenger RNA from Solenopsis invicta (red fire ant), 1113 nucleotides. It is a transcript of the gene Vkor, whose product is annotated as vitamin K epoxide reductase complex subunit 1-like protein 1. Gene Ontology annotation, biological process: vitamin K metabolic process; peptidyl-glutamic acid carboxylation. The record is from RefSeq and is a predicted model, not a curated record. The transcript is spliced from 3 exons. Gene Ontology annotation, molecular function: vitamin-K-epoxide reductase (warfarin-sensitive) activity. Bases 216 to 710 code for a protein of 164 amino acids. NCBI's taxonomy places the organism in Eukaryota, Metazoa, Arthropoda, Insecta, Hymenoptera, Formicidae.